GGCAGCCGGAAGGAAGUUUGCGUCUUUCCGCGGGAGUUUGGAUCCAGUGUUCGGAUACUCACUACUCACCAGCUGAGCUGUUACACUACAUGCGGUAGCUGAUCUAGACUGCAGGAUGAACUGCGAGGUCCUGGCCACGUGCAGCGCCCUGGGGUACCUGGAGGGGGAAACGUACCACAAAGAGGCAGACUGUCUGGAGAGCGUGAAGGACCUCAUCAGGUACCUGAGGCACGAGGACGACACAAGGGACAUCCGCCAGCAGCUGGGGGCGGGACAUAUCCUGCAGAAUGACCUGCUGCCAAUCAUCUCCCAGCAUGGCGGAGACAAACCCCUGUUUGACGCGUGCAUCAGGCUCAUGGUGAACCUCACACAGCCUGCGCUGCUCUGCUUCGGGAAGGUCCCAGACGACCCGGCCUUAAGACAUCACUUCCUUCAGGUCACCUCCUACCUGCAGGCCUACAAAGAGGCGUUCGCCAGUGAGAAGGUGUUCGGGGUUCUGAGUGAGACCUUGUACAACCUGCUACAGCUGGACUGGGAGCAGCGGCAGGAGGAGGACAACCUGCUGGUGGAGAGGAUCCUGCUGCUGGUCAGGAACGUCCUCCACGUCCCCGCCGACCCCUACGAGGAGAAGAACGUGGACGACGACGCCAGCGUCCAUGACAAGCUGCUGUGGGCCGUCCACAUGAGCGGCUUCGACGACCUCGUCAAGUUCCUGGCGUCGGCCCAGAGCGAGCAGCAGUGGUGCAUGCACGUGCUGGAGGUGGUCUCGCUGCUGUUCAGGGACCAGACGCCAGAGGCCCUGGUGAGCGCCGGCCACGCCCGCUCGGCCCAGGAGAAGAGCCGGGACCUGACGGAGCUGGAGGUGCUGCGGCAGAAGGAGCAGGCGGAGAAGCGCAGCCGUACGCUGCAGAGGGGAACCAGACACUCACGCUUCGGGGGCACCUACGUCGUCGCGGGCCUCAAAGCGGUCGGGAACGAAGACGUCGUCUACCACAGAGGCAUCCACAACUUCAAGAACUACAGCCACGACGCGGGCAAGGCGGUGCGGCGCGUCCCCAAGAGGCACCGGCGGGCGCGGGACAGCGAGGGCCAGCGCCGCUCCGCCCUCAACGUCCGGCUCUUCCUGCGGGAGUUCUGCGUGGACUUCCUGGAGAACUGCUACAACCACCUGAUGUACUUGGUGAAGGAGGGGCUGAUCCGGGAGCAGGCGCAGCAGCACGACGAGACCUACUUCCUGUGGGCCCUGAGCUUCUUCAUGGCCUUCAACCGCGGCAACGGUUUCCGCGCCGACCUGGUGUCGGAGACCAUGUCCAUCCGGGCCUUCCACUUCAUCGAGCGCAACGUCACCAACUACUACGAGAUGAUGCUGACGGACCGCAAGGAGGCCACGUCGUGGUCCCGAAGGAUGCACCUGGCGCUGAAGGCCUACCAGGAGCUGCUGCUGACGGUGAACGAGAUGGACCGUUCCCGUGACGACACCAUCCGACAGAGCUCCAACGUCAUCAAAAGUAACAUCUUCUACAUGAUGGAGUACCGGGAGCUCUUCCUCACGCUGCUCCGCAAGUACGACGAGACCAAGCAGCCGCAGUCGUUCCUCCGGGACCUGGUGGAGUCCACGCACCUCUUCCUGCGCAUGCUGGAGCGCUUCUGCAAGGGCCGCAACAACCUGAUGGUGCAGAAGAAGAAGGUGAGGAAGAGAAGGAACCGGCCCCAGAAGAAGUCUACCCCGGAGACGGACCCCGAGGUGUUGGAGGAAACCUGGAAGAUUGUGUCCGAGGAGCUGAGGGCUGCUGGCUUCCAGCUGUCUGCCGGGGUGACGGAGGCCGUGGUCCCCUUCGACGCCGCCUCGGAGGUCUCCCUGGAGGACCAGCGGAGCCAGACGGUGGUGCGCGUGCAGGACGCCCUGAUGGCCCGGCUGGGCCCCGAGGCGCUGGGCCUGCUGCGCGCUGCCAGGGAGGUGUGGCCGGAGGGGGACGUGUUCGGGCCGGCCGACGUGGAGCCGGAGGACGAGCUGGAGCUGCUGAAGCAGAUCCUCCACGCCACGCUGCCCCGGUCCGCCCCCCCGGAGGUCCCGGCUGAGGAAGACGAGGACGGGCCGGAGUACGAGGAAGAGGAGCUGGAGUCUGUCCAGGUGUCUGAGACGGACUUCAACUUCCUGGACUUCAUCAAGCGGUUCGCCCAGCCGGCCAUCGUGCGGCCCUACGUGCUGCUGCUGAAGACCUACUCCACCAACUCCCCGCACACCAACCACUGCAUCGCGCGCAUGCUGCACCGGCUGGCCGUGGACCUCAAGAUGGACGCGCUGCUCUACCAGCUGUCCGUGUUCAGCGCCUUCAACCGCAUCCUGAGCGACCCGGCCGCCGCGGCCUACAAGGAGCUCGGGACCUUCGCUAAGUUCGUGGUGAGCCGGUUCCUGGUGGUGGCGGCGCGGAACGACAAGGCCUUCGUCGAGCUGCUGUUCUGGAAGAACGUGGGGACGGUGCACGAGAUGACCGAGGGCUACGGCAAGGAGGGGGACGGCUCCAAGACGAAGGUGGCCUGGACGGAGGAGGAGGAGGAGGAGCUGCGGAGCCUGUUCAUGGAGCAGCGCGACUCAGAAGUGCCCGACCCGGUGGAGGCCCUGCUCCCGCUGCUGGGGACCACGCGCUCGCGGCGGCAGGUGGUGGUGCAGCUGGUGCACAUGGGCCUGGUGGAGAGCGCCAAGCAGCUCAAGAAGCACAAGGUCGGCACGGGGAUCGUCCUGUGGACGGAGCAGCAGGAGGACGAGCUGGAGAUGCUGUACGAGGAGUUCAAAGACUCAGACGACGUGCUGGGGAACAUGCUGAGGAAGACCACGGCCAAGCGGUCGCGGGCCCGCGUGGUGGACAAGCUGCUCAGCAUGGGGCUGGUGUCGGAGAGACGGCAGCUCUACAAGAAGCGCAGCGGCGGCGGCGGUGGCGGUCCCCGGAAGACCGCCGCCAAAGGAUCCGGUAAAAGCUCCGGUAAAAGCUCCGGGAACAGCAUGACUGAAGAGGACUUCCUGGCCGACUUAACGGGCGAGGUGGCUGAUGAAGAUCACGAGGAAGAGGAGGAAGGUUCUUCGGAGAGCGAUGAGGAGACGUUUGAGGAGCGGAGGGAGAGGGUCACCUCCUCUGAUGGAGGAGCGAGGAGGAGAACCCAGGAGCCCGGCGUGGGGAGGGGGCCGGACGUGGGCCCCAUGCUGCACUCGCUCAAACAAGAAGGUUUGGCUGGACCCUUGCUGUGGCUGCAGAACUGCCUGAACCGGACGGCCGACGACCGGGAGGAAGACAAUCUGUCCCAGCCCGUGCCUCUGGUCCCCCUCUCGGAGGACAACGAGGACGCGAUGGAGAAGAGGAGCUUCCAGAAGCUUCUCCGCAAGCUGGGCCUGCGCGCCCCGGCCAAUGAGCAGGAGACCUUCUGGAGGAUCCCGGAGAGGCUGAGCCCCGCCCAGCUCAGAGGGGCGGCCGCGGCCCUCGCCCCCGGAGAGGAGCUCCCCGCUGGGGGGCCGGAGCCCCAGGAGGGGGAGGGGGAGGGGGAGGAGGUGGGGGAGGUUGGGGAGGCGGGGGCCUCCUCACAUGAGCAGAGAUCAGAGGCCAUUCGGGCUCUGCUCCUCGCCCGCAAGAGGAACCCCCCCCCCAAGGAGACCGACGAUUCCCCCCCAGUGGAAGACAGAAGUGCAGAGACCCCAGUCACAGAGAGCCCGCAUGGAAGCCGCAGGUCCAAACAAGAGAAGCCGUCCGUUAAAAGAAGAAGAGUUCUGGACGAUGAAGAUGAGGAUGAAGAUGAAGACGAGGACAUGGCUUCCCCCGGCCCCUUGGUGAUGGACAGCGGGGGAGACUCCGACAGAGAGACGGUCGCCGCCCCGGCCAAGAGACGGAGACAGGCGGCCCUCAUCGACGAGGAUGAUGAGGAUGAGUAGAACUGGUGAAGAGAAGGUCCAACAUGAAGCCUGAGGACGGCUCAAACUCACCUGGUGGUUUUCCUGGGAAGACGAGUUGUACAUAACUGUUUUAAGGUCAUGUCAUCUCUGUUAAGUUAAAAAUGACAGUUAUGCUAGGUGUGUUUUUGUGUUGUUUUUGUUCAUGGCCGGCAUUGUUAAAAGUUAAACAGUUUGUCCAUCUGCAUACUUCCUAUAUACUCUUACACUUACCAUUAUGAUGAGGUAAUUACAGUUACAUGUCCUUGUUGCAUUGAUAUAUUUGUAUAGGAAAUUUUGUGUCUUCGUUUUGCCAAGUUAAUUUGAAAGCCCCAUAAAAGUGUAUUGAUUAAUAAAUUGUUACUGUUUUGAUAACAAA
This is a messenger RNA of Gadus macrocephalus (Pacific cod), 4295 nucleotides long. RefSeq names its product timeless circadian clock (gene timeless). Bases 116 to 3919 code for a protein of 1267 amino acids. Gene Ontology annotation, cellular component: replication fork protection complex. Gene Ontology annotation, biological process: replication fork arrest; DNA repair; DNA replication checkpoint signaling. The record is from RefSeq and is a predicted model, not a curated record. Lineage: Eukaryota; Metazoa; Chordata; Actinopteri; Gadiformes; Gadidae. The transcript has 30 exons. Gene Ontology annotation, molecular function: DNA binding.